Molecule: messenger RNA, 601 nt
Organism: Mycena citricolor
Lineage: Eukaryota; Fungi; Basidiomycota; Agaricomycetes; Agaricales; Mycenaceae
Source: the annotation of a GenBank genome assembly
AUGUUCAGUACAAAGGAGAAAAGACUACGGUUCCACUGCACGCUCGCGCUUCGCCCGUGGCAAUCAAACGAAUAUCCGACUCCGAUCAUCCUGCUUGCGGCCAAUUUGGGCUCUUUGCGACCAAGUACGUGGGAGAGUAGACCUGCACCCAAGCUCUACCAAGAAAACCGCCAGAAAGAUCCCCCCAAACACUCACAUCAUCAACUACAUUGGCACGCUUUCGUUUCUUGCUCCCAUAUGCCUCUCAAUGAGCGACGGGAAACAGGCGAAGUUCAUUGCGACGAACGCGAAGAGUCUGAUUACGAUCUUUCGUUAUUCCGAAGCAACGAUGUCAGCAUCGGAAUAGACGCGAGUCGUGUUGGGAAUGAGGCAAGAUUCGUGAAUGAUUACCGUGGCGUACCAGCUCAGGAACGGGCCAACGCCGCAUUCGUGGAGGAUAGAGUUGGCCAGUUGAGGAUAAGAAUAGAGAGCACGAGAAUGAUCAAGAAAGGUGCCGCGGCGAGGAAAUCCUGGUGUCGUAUGGCAAGACAUGGUGGAAAGCGCGCACAGGCACUUAGCAGAACGUAGCAGAUUGUGCCCUUGUCGUCGUGAGAGUACGAGA